This is a messenger RNA of Sporisorium graminicola, 528 nucleotides long. RefSeq lists its product as uncharacterized. The record is from RefSeq and is a predicted model, not a curated record. NCBI's taxonomy places the organism in Eukaryota, Fungi, Basidiomycota, Ustilaginomycetes, Ustilaginales, Ustilaginaceae. Gene Ontology annotation, molecular function: calcium-dependent protein serine/threonine phosphatase regulator activity; calcium ion binding. The transcript has a single exon. The coding region runs from base 1 to 528 and encodes 175 amino acids.
AUGGGUCAACAAGGCUCUCAGCUGCUCUCGGACAUCGAGGCGACGUCCAACUUCAACGCAAAGGAGAUUCAACGUCUGAAAAAACGGUUCAUGAAACUCGACCGAGACGGAUCCGGCUCGAUCGACAAGGACGAAUUCCUGCAGAUCCCUCAAAUCGCCAACAAUCCAUUGGCACUCCGCCUGAUUGCAAUCUUUGACGAAGACGGUGGCGGCACGGUUGACUUCCAGGAAUUCGUCGCUGGUCUCUCGGCUUUUUCCAAUCAGGGCAGCCGCGAAGAGAAGCUCAGAUUCGCAUUCAAGGUGUACGAUAUGGACCGGGACGGACUCAUCAGCAACGGCGAGCUGUUUCUCGUGCUCAAGAUGAUGGUCGGAAACAACUUGAAGGACCAGCAACUGCAGCAGAUCGUGGACAAGACCAUCAUGGAGGCGGAUACCAACGGCGAUGGAAAGUUGGACUUUGAGGAGUUCCAGGCCAUGGUGGCUAAUACAGAUGUGGCCAAGCAGUUGACAUUGGAAGACCUGUUCUGA